AGGAGUGUUCUCUCUCUCUCUCUCUGUGGCUGGUCGAACGAAAGUGUUGGCAGACGAUUUUGGUUUGCUUUUGGAGCUGGAAAUCAGAUUGCCUGGCAGUUCAGGGAGGGAGGAAGGGAGGGAUGGGGUCUGUGAAUUUCGUUCUUGCAUCCAGGGCAGGACGAAGGUGGCGGAUGGAUUCGCUUUCGUUUCUCGAGGAGAGGUUGCGGAUUGGUUCUGUCUUCGAAUGGCGACUGGGAGAUGGGAAUGCGUCGACUGCAGGGCAGCUGGCAAAAGUGCGUUCAUCAUCGCCGCUGCAAGUGAGGAUGGAUUUUACUGCACGGUUUAAUCGUCAACAUCCACGAUUGCAUCCAGUUUUGACAAUGAUGCGCAGCCCUAGCAGCCCUAGUCAUUUGGUUGCCGCCAGCUUCAGCAACUCUGGGCCAUCUCUGAGCUCUUGCACGGUCACUUUGGAAGACGUGCUUCAGUUCUGGCACAGAGACGUAGAUGCGGAAAAGAAUGUGUUUGCGAGUAAGAGUUGGUUCAUGCGUGGUCCUGAUUUCGACCGAGAGGUGGAGAUGAAGUUUGGCGAGUGUGUGAACUUAGCAGCCGAAGGGGCCCUAGAUGGAUGGAAAGAUAGUGUGCGCAGUAGGCUUGCUCUUGUGAUCGUAUUGGACCAACUUCCAAGGAAAAUCUAUCGGAAAUCUCCGAAAGCUUAUGCGUAGGAUGAGAUUGCUCGGAAAAUAACUCUGGAGACGAUCGAGCAG
This is a messenger RNA of Marchantia polymorpha subsp. ruderalis, 746 nucleotides long. Lineage: Eukaryota; Viridiplantae; Streptophyta; Marchantiopsida; Marchantiales; Marchantiaceae. The record is from the annotation of a GenBank genome assembly.